AUGAUUCCAUACAAACCUAUCAUAAACUCCCCGUUCGCGUCCCGCUUUCCUCUCGUCAUCACACUUCUAUGUAUUAUCCUGAGUAUAUACGAGAUCGUCACGUCAAAAGUCCACGGUAAAAACUGGAUGGAGAAAACCCAGACAGACAAGAAGGAGCAGAAGCAUGUGGUGGUGCUGUUGCUUGCUGCGUUAAGGUAUGUCCUCUACGACCUCGCCAGCAUUUGUUCUACCGUGCCAUCCUACAACCGAGAUAUAGAGAUUUCCUCCCGUUUCAUCUUCCUCGCGCAGAAACUAAUGAUACCUAACAGCCUUGUAAGCCUGAUCACAUCCAUCACGGCACGCUAUCACCGCGCCGCUUGGAUGGCUGAGAACCCCGACUGGAACAAGCGCAGCCCGGACUGGACGAGGUUUGCUUACGUGCCGAACAAGGCGCGUUGGUGGCAAGUGUGGAGCGCGCUGAAGGAGAGUAUUCGUGGGCCGAAGCCUGCGCCCCUGUUACCGACGACCGAGGUACGCGUGGCUGUGGUCGACGAGUCGACUGAGAAGGAGAAGGACUGUUGGGACGCUAUUAGGGAGGACGCUGGACAGAGACUUGAGGAAGAAGGAUAA
Messenger RNA from Pseudovirgaria hyperparasitica, 609 nucleotides. RefSeq lists its product as uncharacterized. The record is from RefSeq and is a predicted model, not a curated record. NCBI's taxonomy places the organism in Eukaryota, Fungi, Ascomycota, Dothideomycetes, Acrospermales, Acrospermaceae. The transcript has a single exon. The coding region runs from base 1 to 609 and encodes 202 amino acids.